AUGCAAUUACAGGGGUCUAAGACAGGUAGCGAGGCCAAGUAUGGGCCGCCAACUCACAUUAGACGCAAGCCGUAUAAUUUGAUGCUAGAACUCCUUGAAAGCCAGGCGAAUCGGAAAUUGGUGAGUGAGUACGAAGCAGAUGGUACGAAGGUUUUGGCGCAGUUAGAAGCUUCUAGGGGGGUGAAUCCGGCAAUGAUUGACUUGCAGCCAGAGAUCCAAUGGUUCAUGAGACCCUUUUUGUUGGAUUUUCUUAUUGAGCUCCAUUCAUCGUUCAAAUUACAGCCACAAACAUUGUUUUUGUGCUUGAGCAUUAUUGACCGUUACUGUGCUAAGAGAAUCGUGUUCAAGAGGCACUACCAGCUCGUGGGAUGUACUGCUCUUUGGAUUGCUGGCAAAUACGAAGAUAAAAAGAGCCGGGUGCCUACGUUGAGAGAGUUAUCAAUAAUGUGUCGUAACGCAUACGACGAAGAGAUGUUUAUCCAGAUGGAGAUGCACAUAUUGGCCACACUCGAGUGGUCGUUGGGUCAUGCAAAUUUAGAGGAAUGUUUGCAACUAGCCAUUUCGUCAUGUAACAUCACCACCCACGGCACUCCGUGUAAAUACAAUAAUACAAGCGACAGAUCGAACUCCAUGAACAAUGCAUCCAAGGUAUCAGCCGUCACUGCAGUGGGUCGUUUCUUGUGUGAAUUAUCAUUGUACGACAAGUUUUUCUUGUCGGUUCCGUCAUCACUCAUCGCAGUAACAGCCAACUUAAUGUCCUGUUCCAUGCUACAAAUUCCUAAUGCAUCUGCUUCAUUGCGAGCUAUAUUUAAGAAGUACACAUCCGAAUCUAAUAUUCCCGGAUUCGAUUUUAAUGAAUACGAUGAAAAUUCCGAGAAUAGACAACCCGAAGUUGAAGGUCCCUUCUUGAGUGGUUUCGAUUCAUCCUCGCUUAAUACUAUUAGAAAAAUCUGUUUAAUGCUUAUCGUACAGUUAGGUAAAGUAACUGAAGUAUUAUCUAAGAAAUAUGACGAUUUGGGAGUUAUUCAAGUCGUCAAAAAUUUUAAUAAUCGCUACAGCUUUGCGGUUUCGGCUAUUUAUGAAAACCAGAAUAUAAUCCAAGAAGCCUCUAUGAUAGAUCUUGCUAAUUCGAAGCUAUGCAACCUCGCAGACAUAGUUUUGCAACUUCCAAACCUGAAUCUUGAAACGAAAAAUGAACAUCCUGUUCCUUUAACCCCACCAUCGGCAACUUCACAGUACUCAGUCUUUUCCAAUAAGAGUCUGGCGUCAGUCUGCACACCAAUACAUUCAACUUAUUUGCCUAGUUCAGAGAGAAUGGACGAUUUUUCGCCUAUGCAAGAUCCAGGUAAUAAUGGUUGGUCAUCUCCUGCCUCAUCUGCUAAAAUUCACAUAUAG
Molecule: messenger RNA, 1395 nt
Organism: Debaryomyces fabryi
Lineage: Eukaryota; Fungi; Ascomycota; Pichiomycetes; Serinales; Debaryomycetaceae
Gene: CCN1
Product: Ccn1p
Exons: 1
Coding region: 1-1395 (464 amino acids)
Biological process (GO): regulation of cyclin-dependent protein serine/threonine kinase activity; mitotic cell cycle phase transition
Cellular component (GO): centrosome; cyclin-dependent protein kinase holoenzyme complex; nucleus
Molecular function (GO): cyclin-dependent protein serine/threonine kinase regulator activity
Source: RefSeq, a predicted model, not a curated record